Messenger RNA from Diabrotica balteata, 909 nucleotides. The record is from the annotation of a GenBank genome assembly. Lineage: Eukaryota; Metazoa; Arthropoda; Insecta; Coleoptera; Chrysomelidae.
CGUGUUCCGAUUAAUUACAAUCGAGAACGUUCAUAAAUUCAACACGUAAAUUCGAAUCGAUUCAUGCGCAGAUUUAUUCUGUCUGACACCUGACCUGACAGUUUUAGUGAAAGUCAUGUUUACUUGUAGCACCGGCAUAGGUGUAACCACUGUAAACUUAUUAUUAGUAUUAGUUGCAGUUGCAGUAGUAGGUGAUGAACUAGAAGAACAGUUUUGUUCCAGUGACAAUCUUGACAGUGUCGAAUCGUCGUGUUCGCAUUCAAUAAAUACCAUGUCGAGUCCUGACAGUUAUAAAAGUGCUAAUUCUAUUUACGAAUUCACGGCAAACGAUAUCAAAGGAGAGCCAGUAUCUUUGGAGAAAUACCGGGGUCAUGUAUGUAUCAUAGUCAACGUAGCGUCCCAGUGUGGAUAUACAAAAAAUAAUUAUGCAGAAUUGGUCGAAUUGUACGAUGAGUAUGCAGAAUCGAAAGGCCUCAGAAUUCUUGCUUUCCCGUGUAAUCAAUUUGCAGCCCAAGAACCGGGAAGUAAUGCAGAAAUUUGCCAAUUCAUGCAGAGCAAGAACGUCAAAUUUGAUAUGUUUGAAAAAGUUAAUGUGAAUGGUAAUGAUGCUCAUCCAUUAUGGAAAUAUUUGAAGCACAAGCAAGGUGGUACUCUUGGUGAUUUUAUUAAAUGGAAUUUUACUAAAUUUAUCAUCGAUAAAAACGGACAACCAGUUGAAAGACAUGGACCUAAUACAAAUCCCAAAGAUUUGGUUAAGUUUUUAGAAAAAUAUUGGUAAAUGUCUUAUUAAGAUUUCGUGAAGUUAAUAUUUUUCUAAUAAUAUUGUUUUACCGCACCAAAUAAAAUUUUUACUCUAUUAAAUUAUAUUAAACUUUUUAUUAAAAAAAAAAUAAAAUUUUGUUGUAGUUA